AAAGAAUUUCAACAAGAAAACUUAACUUUAAUUUCAGAAUUGAUCUGUUAAGUGCAGUUUUCCCGUGUUUCAGAUGUUUAUAGGGCUGACAGAAGGCAGGAGCCUGCGCACGAGACGCAGCGACUGUGACCUCGGGACUUAUCCGCAUGAGGGAAGAAAGUGCUGCCUUUGUCCCACAGGUUAUAGGGUCUUGAAAGACUGCACAGAUACAAAUAACACAUAUUGUGAGUUGUGUGAGCAUGGCUCCUAUAUAGAUCACCCGAACAGUGAGAACAAAUGCUGGCCUUGUAAAGUCUGCGAUUCCAAUGCAAACAUGGAAGAAAAGGGGAGUUGUUCGGAAUAUUCCAACACUGUCUGCAGGUGCAAGAAUUGUUUUUACUGUGACAAGGGUAUCCUGUGCAAGGCCUGUUAUCCAUGUGACACGUGCGAGAAACAUGGAGUGAAAGAAAAUUGUACAGAGACCACCAACACUGUGUGCCAUGAUGCCAAAGAGCCUGAAAACCACCAAGGGGCCACUGUAGCUGUUUUGAAACCCCCACCACUGGAAGAUUUAGACCUGGACCCUCACCUACUAGAUAUUGUUGACGUUCUGGACUGGAAAACGGUGAAACAUAUUGCCAGGCACAGUGGCAUGAGAAAAGCUGAAAUUGAGGAGCAUGAGCUUAACAACAAAAAUGAUGUGCAAGAACAGAAAUACGCACUUCUGCAUGCUUGGUACGAGAGACAAGGUUUACGUGGAGCCUACCCAGCUCUCAUCAAUACUCUGUAUGAAAUGAAGCAACGAAAAACAGCAGAUGAGAUCCGGAAAAUUGUUGAGAAGGGACAGAACUGAAUGAGGUGUGAAGUAAAGAUGCACAGUGUUAAAAUAUAGGAUUAUUCCCUUGACAUUAGAUAUGGAGGAAUAUGGAUAACAAAUUGUGAUUUUACUUUUCAUCUUGUUUAAAUAAUGAGG
This is a messenger RNA of Carassius carassius (crucian carp), 952 nucleotides long. Its product is annotated as tumor necrosis factor receptor superfamily member 6-like. Gene Ontology annotation, biological process: necroptotic signaling pathway; activation-induced cell death of T cells; negative regulation of apoptotic process. The record is from RefSeq and is a predicted model, not a curated record. Gene Ontology annotation, cellular component: membrane raft; external side of plasma membrane; CD95 death-inducing signaling complex. Lineage: Eukaryota; Metazoa; Chordata; Actinopteri; Cypriniformes; Cyprinidae. Gene Ontology annotation, molecular function: tumor necrosis factor receptor activity; protein binding. The transcript is spliced from 7 exons. The coding region runs from base 74 to 832 and encodes 252 amino acids.